Messenger RNA from Anopheles stephensi (Asian malaria mosquito), 871 nucleotides. RefSeq names its product 28S ribosomal protein S7, mitochondrial (gene mRpS7). The coding region runs from base 123 to 809 and encodes 228 amino acids. NCBI's taxonomy places the organism in Eukaryota, Metazoa, Arthropoda, Insecta, Diptera, Culicidae. The record is from RefSeq and is a predicted model, not a curated record. Gene Ontology annotation, biological process: translation; ribosomal small subunit assembly. Gene Ontology annotation, cellular component: ribosome. The transcript has 2 exons. Gene Ontology annotation, molecular function: structural constituent of ribosome; mRNA binding; rRNA binding.
CAUUGUUUACGUCCUGUCAAAGUUAUCAACAAAAGCCUCUCGGUGUGGCGGUGUGAGCCGGGCCGGAAAAAGUAAUGUUUUGCAUUUAAUUUUGUGCAAUUUUCAUCAUUUAGUGACCCACAAUGCUACGAAGGAUUGUGUGCACCAUCGUGCAAAGGCACGGAACCGCUGCACAAUGUGUCGUGCCGGUUGCACGAAUGUCCCAGUACGGGCCACACUUUAUCGAGCCGGUGGUUAGCCGGGAGAAAAUUGAAGAACUGCAAACAACGGGUGAUCUGGCGAAAAUAUCGCACGUACCGGUGAAGGCCGCACUCAACAACCAAAACUGCUCCGUGUUCUACGACCCGCUGGUCAGCCAGUUUACAAAUUAUGUAAUGAAACAGGGCAACAAACAGCUUGCCCGCGAGCUGGUCGAGAAAGGGUUCGAAAACAUCAAGCGACUCCAGCUGGAGCGGUACCAUUUGUCGGAAUCGGAAGAGGAAAAGGCAAAGUUGGAACUAAAUCCAAGGAAGUUGCUUCACCUGGCGGUGGAAAAUUGUCGCCCGCUGCUGCAGCUGACACCGAUCAAGCGUGGCGGCGUGCGGUACCAGGUACCGGUGCCGAUUACCGAAAAGCGGUCGUACUUUAUCGCGAUGAAGUGGUUGCUAGAAGCGAUCCGCGAGAAGGAACGGACGGUACAUUUCCCGGAAAAGAUGGCAUGGGAAAUAUUGGAUGCAGCCGCGAACCAGGGCAAGGUGGUGAAGCGGAAACACGAGCUGCAUCGUCAGUGUGAAGCUAAUCGUGCCUACGCUCACUACCGAUGGAGCUAAGCAGGGCAGUGCCCUUGAGCCCAGAUUUAUGAAGAGUCAAUAAAGAGUAAAAUUAACAAAUA